CGCCAGCUUUAUCGCCAGAGUCCCUGAACUCUCGCUUUCUUUUUAAAUCCCCUGCAUCGGAUCACCGGCGUGCCCCACAAUGUCAGACGCAGCCGUAGACACCAGCUCCGAAAUCACCACCAAGGACUUAAAGGAGAAGGAAGUUGUGGAAGAGGCAGAAAAUGGAAGAGACGCCCCUGCUAACGGGAAUGCUAAUGAGGAAAACGGGGAGCAAGAGGCUGACAAUGAGGUAGAGGAAGAAGAGGAAGAAGGUGGGGAGGAAGAGGAGGAGGAAGAGGAAGGUGAUAGUGAGGAAGAGGAUGGAGAUGAAGAUGAGGAAGCUGAGUCAGCUACGGGCAAGCGGGCAGCUGAAGAUGAUGAGGAUGACGAUGUUGAUACCAAGAAGCAGAAGACUAGACAGCAAAAAAGGAAAAGUUAA
Messenger RNA from Rhinopithecus roxellana (golden snub-nosed monkey), 418 nucleotides. RefSeq names its product prothymosin alpha-like. Lineage: Eukaryota; Metazoa; Chordata; Mammalia; Primates; Cercopithecidae. Gene Ontology annotation, cellular component: nucleus. The record is from RefSeq and is a predicted model, not a curated record. Gene Ontology annotation, biological process: negative regulation of apoptotic process; positive regulation of transcription by RNA polymerase II. Gene Ontology annotation, molecular function: histone binding. The coding region runs from base 80 to 418 and encodes 112 amino acids. The transcript has a single exon.